AUGAAUAUUAUGAAGCAAUCGUCGGAACCAGUGUUUUGUGGAAAUGAAUUUUGUCAGUGGCUGAUAGAACAUGAUUACAUGGCUAAUGAAUCAAUGGCUCGAGCUUAUAUACAGCAGAUAGAAACAAAUCAACAAAUUGUUUGUCUCAAUCGAAAUCAAAACUCUGACGAUGUUUACGAUCUUUUAACGAAUUGUCACCAAGAUACAUUGGACAUGGGUAGGCCAACAGCUGUUGUUUCUUCACCAUCGGUUACAAUUAGUGACGAAGAAAUGAGUAAGAUGCAAGAUGAAGCUAUUGAGAAACUAGAUGAAAUCCGUAAACGAUACGCACUGAUGCAAAUGAACGACAAAGUUUUUAUUUUGGGUGGUUACGCCAUCGAUAGUAAAACUGGAAGAAAGAGAAUACCAAAACAUGAUUAUUUUUACGAUCAUGAUAAGAAAGAAUUGAUUCCUAUUCCUGCAUUGCCUGGUCAUGGUCGAAUGGGUUUCGGAAUAGCCGCAACUGACGACGACAAGAUCAUUGUUGCUGGUGGACACAAUUUCGAUUUUGAAUCAAUUUCCAAUGUUACUAUGCUUGAUACAAAAGCGGAAGUAUUCCAGUGGCAAGAUUUACCAAACAUGCCCAAUGGUACUAUUGGUUCUGGUACAGGCAUUAUUUAUAAUGUUCUUUACAUUAUCGGUGGAUUUGAUUUUGUCGGAUACGAUAUAGUCUGUCAUGGUGAUGUACUUGCGUUGGAUUUGGAUAAGAAACAAUGGAAAAUAUUAACAAAUAUUGAUCCACCUCGAGCUCGACCGUUAGUUAGCGUCAAUGAUCAUGUUGAUCCACCCACAUUAUAUAUUGCCGGUGGCUAUAGUUUUACUGAAAAAGGCCAAGUUGUUCCAUGUGGUAGAAUUGAAGAAUAUCACGAAGAAAAGAAGACGUGGCAAGUGAUUGCUGAUAUACCGCAUUUCAAGACAACAAACGGAUUGGCGACGAAAAACAACAAACUAUUCCUGAUGAAUGUCGUGCCCGAGACUGGCGAGAAUCGUGUUAUUAAAGAAUAUAACCUCGAAACGCAUCAAUGGAAGAGCUUGCAUGAUCUGAAACGAUCAUCCUCUCAUCAUCUUAAAAAAGAAUCAUCGCGAAUCAAACUCGCUGACGAACAGACUGGAGAAAAGGUUGACGAGUAA
Molecule: messenger RNA, 1170 nt
Organism: Adineta ricciae
Lineage: Eukaryota; Metazoa; Rotifera; Eurotatoria; Adinetida; Adinetidae
Source: the annotation of a GenBank genome assembly